Messenger RNA from Drosophila willistoni, 2741 nucleotides. It is a transcript of the gene Tak1, whose product is annotated as mitogen-activated protein kinase kinase kinase 7. NCBI's taxonomy places the organism in Eukaryota, Metazoa, Arthropoda, Insecta, Diptera, Drosophilidae. Bases 208 to 2352 code for a protein of 714 amino acids. Gene Ontology annotation, biological process: JNK cascade; positive regulation of canonical NF-kappaB signal transduction; protein phosphorylation. The record is from RefSeq and is a predicted model, not a curated record. Gene Ontology annotation, molecular function: magnesium ion binding; ATP binding; MAP kinase kinase kinase activity. The transcript has 9 exons.
UGUUGUGUGGCAACACUGAAAUUGAUACUGAAAUUGAGGAUGUGCGUACUGGCGUCGUACCGAGAAGGGGAAUAAUAAUCAAAAUUGAACCAAACGCCAGUGUCUGCGUCUCCAGCUGCGGUCACCUGUCAUCCUCCCGAUCGAUUGCCCUCAAUCUGAUAUUAGACAGAAACGCAAUCGAGGAGUGGGCACACUCAGCACUUUAACAUGGCCGCCGCCUCCUCCUCCUCCUCCUCCGCCGCCUUAUCAUCAUCCUCCACGUCCUCCUUGGAUGCCUUGCACCAGGCUACAUAUGUGGAUUUUGAAGAGAUAACACUGGCCGAGAAAGUCGGCCAUGGAUCCUAUGGUGUUGUCUGCAAGGCCGUUUGGCGAAAUCAGCUUGUUGCCGUCAAGGAAUUCUUUGCCAGCGCCGAGCAGAAGGAUAUCGAAAAGGAGGUCAAACAGCUGUCGCGCGUCAAACAUCCGAAUAUUAUUGCUCUGCACGGCAUCUCAUCGUGGCACCAAUCCACCUAUCUUAUUAUGGAAUACGCCGAGGGUGGAUCUCUACACAAUUUUCUGCAUGGCAAGGUCCAGCCGGCCUACUCCUUGGCCCACGCCAUGAGCUGGGCCCGUCAGUGCGCUUUGGGCCUAGACUAUUUGCAUGCCAUGACGCCCAAACCAUUGAUUCAUCGUGAUGUCAAACCCUUAAAUCUGCUACUCACCAACAAGGGACGCAAUCUGAAAAUUUGUGAUUUUGGCACUGUGGCCGAUAAGAACACCAUGAUGACCAACAAUCGUGGCAGCGCCGCCUGGAUGGCACCCGAGGUCUUCGCUGGCUCCAAAUAUACAGAAAAGUGCGAUAUAUUCAGUUGGGCCAUUGUCCUCUGGGAAGUCUUGUCGCGUAAGCAGCCAUUCAAGGACAUUGACAAUGCUUACACCAUACAAUGGAAAAUCUAUAAAGGCGAACGACCACCCUUAUUAACCACAUGCCCCAAACACAUUGAAGACCUGAUGAUCGAUGGCUGGAAAACAGCUCCAGAAGAGCGUCCAUCCAUGAAAUAUAUUGUGGGCGUUAUGAAUGAGAUUGUCAAAGACUAUCAAGGUGCCGAUAAGGCAUUAGAAUAUACAUUUGUGAAUCAACAGAUUGUAACCAAAGAGAGCGAUGGCACUGUCGGUGCUCAGAAUGAUAGUUUGAGUUCUAGUGAUCUGAGUUUGGUGGCCUCAGCCACUCAGUUAACUCCAACAAAUCUAUCCCAUAUAAAUGCAAAUUUAACAGCAACAACAACAACGACAACAACUAGCUCAACAACCACAAAUACCUCAACAUCCAUAACAGAUCGUACACCAACCAAUUCAGGACAAUUUGAUGCUGCCGCUGCUAAUGGUGGAGCACUCUUCCAUAUGAGUAGCAAUCGCUGGGAUGCCAUACCCGAGGAGGAUAGCCAAUCUGAACGAAGCCCCAAUGACAGUUUCAAUCUAACCGCAUCUGUAGAAGCCACACAACGUUUAGAAACAAUACGAAAUGGCAUGAUACAAAUGGCCUCCAUACCCAUGGAGCAACUAACAUUGGAUGUGACAGCGAAUGGCUUCGAUUUGAGUCGCAGUGAAAGCAGCAGCAGCGCUCAUGCUAAAAGCGAUGGCCGCGAACAACUCACUGUGACGGAUGCGAAACCCGUGAUAAUGACGGCCACCGAUUUGGCCAAUAAUAAUAAUAGUAAUAAUGGAUCAUCUACCUCUAACCAGCAACAUCAUCAUCAUCCUCCUUCCCAUCAUCAUCACCAGCAGCAACAUACGAACGGAUUGCUAAUUAGUCAGUUGCCUGUUACCAGCAACAAUGUGGUGGAUGAUAACGACGGCAACGGUCGUCGAUCUGCUGACAUGGACUGUGCCGACGUCGAUACAGAUGAGAACGAUGGCACUGAGCAAUCAUUGGCCGAGAUCUUAGAUCCCGAAUUGCAGCCCGAACCGCCCAUACCAAAUAAUCCAGAAUCACAAGCCAUCUAUAGAGCGCAUCGGCAUAUGGCCAAAGAGUAUUUAAGUGUCGAUACGAAUCUGUAUUAUGCUCAGGACUUCAAAGAGAAACUUAUCUUGCAAAUGGAUCGUACGGAAAGGGAACAGAAACAGGAUCUCUUACGUAAAAUUAAAGAUAAGGAGGGCCUGCAAAGUUUGUACAAUAAUCUUCAGCAGCAAUGGGAAAAGCUGCCACCAGCCUCACGUCAGCUAUUAAAUCAACCGCCGUCCAUGCGUCCCUCAGUAGACGGAGUUGGUGGAGUGGGAGGAGGAGCAGCAGCAGCACCACCAAGUGGUGGUGGUGCUGUGGACUCUGUGGAGAAUGAUGGUUGGGUCUUUAUAGCCCCGCAUACCAACACGUAGUUUCGAAGCGACGAUUUUGGCUCCUCUAUAAACUGUAUUUGUGUAAUUUUAAAAUAUAUAUAUACGUAUAUGUAUAUAUAUAUAUAUAAACUGUAUCUAUAAAAGAAAACUGUGCUUAGUUUAGUUUUUAAGUCACUUUGUUGUUCCGUUCAUUCUAUUUACUUGUCCACGUUUGCCUUUUGUUUGUUUAAAUUGUUUUCUCUUCAUUUUCUCUCUCUAUUUUUUUUUUUUUGUAUAGUGUGUUUUAAGUUGCAGACAUUAAUAUUAUAUAUUUUAAGUUUUAACAAUUGUGGACGUACUUUAAAUAGGUUUAUAUAUUAAAACCUUAGACGAUUAAAGCAAAAGAAAACUAAACGUAGCAACAUAAGAAAAAUCAUUACCAAAAAAUA